Messenger RNA from Lodderomyces beijingensis, 1212 nucleotides. NCBI's taxonomy places the organism in Eukaryota, Fungi, Ascomycota, Pichiomycetes, Serinales, Debaryomycetaceae. The record is from the annotation of a GenBank genome assembly.
AUGAUUAAUGAUAGUUUGGAUACUAAUAUUCAACCUUCUUCUUCUGCUGAUGCAGCAGCUGCAGCGCCUGCAGUAGAUGGAGGUAGCGUCGUUAGUCGCCACCACAAGUCUGUCCUGCAAGAUUCAAGUAAUUUGGAUACCCAUUUAAAAGGAUUCAACCAGUUUAUUUAUCUCGGCGCAGCAGAGGAAGCGGGACGACAAGAGGAUCACGAGGAUCAAGUUGCUCAAGCUUUGAAAAUGAAAGCUGGGCGUCAACACAGUGAAGGAAGUUCAACUUCCUCCCUCGAUAUUAUGUCUGUUCAAGACAAUGAAAAUUUGAAAGAUGACUUUAGUGAGUUUAUCGAUAUCCCACAUUUGGUCUCUGAUAAUGAAUCCGAUGAGAUUACUACUCAACUGACAAGUUCUUUCACUCAAGAAUAUUGGCACCAAAAGAGGGCUACACAAGAAACUCCAGCAUCAGUUGCAAGUACUACUCAAGAGUCUAUUUUUUCGCCAGCACCAGCGCCAGCAGCAGCGCUAGCACCUGAACCAAUAGUCACAAGAAUAGCAACAGCAGUCGCACCCUCACCAUCAUCACCACCACCAGCAGCAACAAACACAACAGCUCAACAACAGAUUAGAAAUUUGAGAAAAUCCCAACACCACAACAAAGCAACUAAAUCUCCCAGCAGCAACAUCUCGCCUCAAUUGUUUAAACAUCAACGCACUCAGUUGAUGAAUAUAAUUGUCAAGUAUGUGGCAACAAAGAUCUACAAUGCGUUCCCACCAGAUUCUUCGAGAAAAGUCGAAGUCAAACCCGAACUUGCCAUUGACAAAUUCUUGUUAAUCUUGAUAAGCAGAUCACAAGUUUCAUUAUCGACUUUCCUCAAGAGUAUAAUUUAUUUAUUCCGGUAUAUGGAUAUCAUCUACUUGUUACGUUAUCUCAACCAAACCAAUAACUUUGUCCAGUACAACGACAUGGGAUUUGAGUUGAAGAAGUUGAUUGUUGGGUGUUUCAAGUUGACUGUAUUGAAGGAGAAUAAAGGUAAGAAGGCAGAAGACAAGAGUAGCAUCAAUUGGGAAGCGAUUACGGGGUUGAAGAACUCAGAAAUCAAUGCAAUAGUUAAACAGUUGAUUAACAGAAUGAAUGGCAAAUUAAACAUCAAGGAUAUCGAAUUGGUGAGAAUCAAGAAUGAAAUGUUUAGGUUUGUCAAGAUGAUUUCCGUUGAGUGA